ACGUACAUUGUGAACACAUCCUUCCACAGAAUUAUUGCUACUUUGUGUAGUGAGUCUUGUGGUACAUGAUUUUCUCGUUUUGCUGCGAAGUUUACAGAUUGUGCAUGCUGCGAUAGCGUCAAACCCUGUCUUCAAGUGUUUGCUUUCUUUACGUUCUAUCACUCGCUUGAUGAGGUAUGCAGCAGUUCGUCGGAUACCCGCUUUGGUUGGUUUCCUGAAUUGUGGCCUACCCACCUCCGCAACCGAUCCGUUAGAUCUCGAGAACCUACCAUAUCCAGAGCGAAAGACGGUGACUGGUUCGCCGUGCUUAAACGAUAUUUUUGACCGUGCCCAAUAUCGAAAUCACGAAGGUUUAGAUGAUGUCCAAGGUGCUUUGGGCCUCUCAUUGCCCAGGGUCAGAGUAGGUGCGUCUAGGUUUUGUGACUGAGUUGCUGUCCGCUCCUGUUACCCGAGCAUCCUCUUACGAUUC
Suillus paluster is the source of this 469-nucleotide messenger RNA. RefSeq lists its product as uncharacterized. NCBI's taxonomy places the organism in Eukaryota, Fungi, Basidiomycota, Agaricomycetes, Boletales, Suillaceae. The record is from RefSeq and is a predicted model, not a curated record. The coding region runs from base 170 to 427 and encodes 85 amino acids. The transcript has a single exon.